AUGGCUAAGCUUCUUGCGCUUUCUGUUUGCUUUUGCUUUCUAGUUCUGGGAGCUAGCAGCGUCACCUUCAGGCAGCAGGGGGAGGAGAAUGAGUGCCAGUUCCAGCGCCUCAAUGCCCAGAGACCCGACAACCGCAUUGAGUCUGAAGGCGGUUAUAUUGAGACUUGGAACCCCAACAACCAGGAGUUCCAGUGCGCCGGCGUCGCCCUCUCUCGUUUCGUCCUCCGCCGCAACGCCCUUCGAAGGCCUUUCUACUCCAAUGCUCCCCAGGAGAUCUUCAUCUACCAAGGGAGUGGUUAUUUUGGGUUGAUAUUCCCUGGUUGUCCUGGCACAUUUGAAGAGCCAAUUCAGGGAUCUGAACAAUUCCAAAGCCAAAGGCCACUGGACACUCACCAAAAGGUUCACAGCUUCAGAGAGGGUGAUCUCAUCGCUGUUCCCCACGGCGUUGCUUUCUGGAUCUACAACGACCAAGACACUGAUGUUGUUGCCAUUUCUGUUUUACACACCAACAGCCUCCACAACCAACUUGACCAGUUCCCCAGGAGGUUCAAUUUAGCUGGAAAGCAAGAGCAAGAAUUCCUAAGAUACCAGCAAGAACAAGAAAAUGAAGUCGGCAACGUCUUUAGCGGCUUCUCAACAGAAUUCCUCUUACAUGGCUUCCAAGUGAACGAGGAGAUAGUGAGGAACCUAAGAGGAGAAAACGAAGGCGAGGAGCAAGGAGGCAUUGUGACAGUAAAGGGAGGCCUUAGCAUCUUAGUUCCAGCAGAGAGGAGGCAGAGAAGAGGCGACAGAGACUUCAACAACGGCAUUGAAGAAACCAUUUGCACUGCAAGUGUUAAGAUGAACAUUGGCAAAUCCACAUCUGCUGAUAUCUACAACCCUCAAGCUGGUAGCGUCAGAACUGUAAACGAACUCGACCUCCCAAUCCUCAAUCGACUCGGACUCUGUGCCGAGUAUGGAUCCAUUCAUCGGGAUGCAAUGUUUGUUCCUCACUACAACAUGAACGCAAACAGCAUAAUAUAUGCAUUGCACGGAGGAGCUCAUGUCCAAGUGGUGGACUGCAAUGGCAAUAGAGUGUUCGACGAGGAGCUUCAAGAGGGUCAAUCGCUGGUGGUGCCACAGAACUUCGCCGUGGCUGCAAAGUCACAGAGCGAGCACUUCUUGUACGUCGCAUUCAAGACAAACUCAAGGGCCAGCAUAUCCAACCUUGCCGGCAAAAACUCCUACAUGUGGAACUUGCCUGAAGAUGUGGUUGCAAAUUCAUAUGGCCUACAAUAUGAGCAAGCAAGACAACUCAAGAACAAUAACCCCUUCACGUUCUUGGUUCCACCUCAAGACUCUCAGAUGAUCAGGACUGUGGCUUAG
Molecule: messenger RNA, 1365 nt
Organism: Arachis stenosperma
Lineage: Eukaryota; Viridiplantae; Streptophyta; Magnoliopsida; Fabales; Fabaceae
Product: arachin Ahy-3
Exons: 4
Coding region: 1-1365 (454 amino acids)
Molecular function (GO): nutrient reservoir activity
Source: RefSeq, a predicted model, not a curated record